Messenger RNA from Ceratosolen solmsi marchali, 1278 nucleotides. It is a transcript of the gene Rad60, whose product is annotated as DNA repair protein Rad60. The transcript is spliced from 8 exons. Gene Ontology annotation, molecular function: protein binding. Bases 218 to 1237 code for a protein of 339 amino acids. NCBI's taxonomy places the organism in Eukaryota, Metazoa, Arthropoda, Insecta, Hymenoptera, Agaonidae. Gene Ontology annotation, biological process: cytokine production; positive regulation of transcription by RNA polymerase II. The record is from RefSeq and is a predicted model, not a curated record.
AAAUGGAUAAGUAUAUAGUAAUGUUUCUAGAAUUUUGAACAAAAUAUUGUAAUUAGAAAUCAAAUAAAUUGUUUUGUAACCUAUUAUCUCACAAGUUCAAAUAAUUCAGUCAAUUAAUUUUUCAAUCCUUUUGUAAAUAUGUUUAAUGUUUUUAUAAAGAGGUACUAAUUGUUUUGAUAAGUAUAAUUAUAGUAAGUCUACCUAGUACUUUAAUGCAAUGCAAAUAGCAAUGGAUUCAUCAGAAAGUUCUUCAGAAGAUGAAUGUAAUAUUUAUGUAAAUGCAGCUUCUAAGCUUAAUGCUUUAAAUUAUCAAGCUAAACCAAAAUAUAAUGAUGAAUGUGAUGAUAUGAUUAUUGAUGAUUCACAAAAUGCAAGAAUUGUAAAACAAUGUACAAAAAAUAUUAUCUGUACAGACAAAUGGCCAAAUGAUAAUUGUUAUAUAGUAGAAGACUCAAACCAAACCCAAUUUAAGAACAAAAAUUUAAGUAAAAGUUCAGUCAUAUGUAUAGAUGAUGAUAUUUCCUGUAGUGAUUAUGGUAUUAGUACAAGAACAAUUAGUCGUAGAUCUAAGAAACAAAAAAAUACUAUUCCUACAAAGGAAGAGUCUACAGUUAUUUUAAAUGAUAGUAUAGAAGAAGAACUUGAUAAAACUUUUAAUUUACAAGAAGAAAACGAUAGCUAUAUAGUUAUAGGAUCACCUGCUUCUACCACAAAUUAUGACAGUGACAAUUAUGAAGUUAGUGUUAAAGUUUUAUGGAGAUCAAAUAAAUUGAAUCGGUUUGAAAUUCAAAGAUAUGAAACAUUUCAAAAAAUAUUUCAACAUUUUGCCAAAAUAGAAGGAGUUCCUGAAAAUCAAAUACUCAUUAUGAAAAAUGAUAAAAAAAUAACUCCUUUUGAUUCUCCUGUGUCAAUCGAUUGGUCAGUUAUAGAUAUUUUAGACGGAGGUAUUGUAAGUGCUGAAGUUGCAAAAAAAAAUUAUGAAAAUUCUAUUAAAAAUAAUACACACGAAAAUACUUGUAAAAUUAAGGUUCAAAUAUCAGACAAAAAAUCUUUACUGAUAACAUUGAAAACUGAUCAAUCAUUUACAGCUUUAAUAAAUAAUUGUUCUGAACAAUUAAGUAUCCCUGAAUCAAAGCUGAAGUUAUAUUUUGAUGGAGAAUUGAUUAAUAUUUUUGAAACUCCUAUGUCAUUAGAUCUUGAUGAAGAAGCUUGCAUGGAUUUAAAAAUAUCUGAAUAGUAAUUUUAUCCAUUUAAUGAUUUAUUUUUAAAUCAAAGUGU